AUGGAGCCAUUUAUUUAUUUAGCUGAUUAUCCGGUAGUUAUAUGUAAGUUAUGCAGGUUUGGGUUUUCGCGAUUUCCGUUUCCAUCCCCGACAGUCGAGCCCGUCCCGUUUAUCGCGCCAGCAAAGCAGGAUGGUUUGGGGUGUAACGAAUGCCAGUAUGCCGUUCGGACAUUGCGGGGUAUACAAAAGCAUUAUGGGGAGAAACAUGGAUGGGUUAAUAUUUGGAAGAAGGGCGGGAACGUGGUUAAAAGGGCAAAGGGGGAACGACAAGUGCCGUGGAAAACAGGGGCUCGAUGUCAGCGGUUUUUUCCAAACCUUGCCGCCAGCGGGUGGUUCGAGUUCGGCCGUGACAGCGGGAACGAGGAAGAUAGACGGCGGGAAGCCGAUGGAGUGGAUAGGAAUGAAGAGGCGUUCGAGAGUGAGGCAAAAGCGAUGAUACGAGACGGAGAUGACAAUUGGGAAGCAGACAGGUGGUUGACCGCGUCGGAUGGGCGCGGGCAUUUGCAGGAUAUCGAUAAAGAAAGGUUGCGGGCGUUGAUGGAACCGAUUCGCCAGGACGAGCCCGUAUUACAGCAGAUGUGGGUUGUUUUCGAGCGUGUGUUGUUGGACAGAGCGUACGCAGCAGCCGUCGAUUGUAGUCCGGGGACGGUCGAGGUACCCCAUCAUGUCCUGCAAUUCUAG
Messenger RNA from Fusarium redolens, 681 nucleotides. RefSeq lists its product as uncharacterized. NCBI's taxonomy places the organism in Eukaryota, Fungi, Ascomycota, Sordariomycetes, Hypocreales, Nectriaceae. The record is from RefSeq and is a predicted model, not a curated record. The transcript has 3 exons. The coding region runs from base 1 to 681 and encodes 226 amino acids.